UUCUUAGAGUGUAGGGAGUGUGUUUUCCUUAUAUGAUGUAAAGGACCAUGGGGGACUCAGAUCAGGUGGGAUCUUACAACCUUUUAUACCUGAUAACAUAUGAUUGCAAGAGACAGAGCUAGGAGAGAUGAUCAUGAAUGGCGCCCGGGGAAAAGGACAUUUGGUACAUCUAUUCCUUCUUUUAAAGUAUUUUCAGGAGGACAAGGAAAUCAGGAGACUAAGGAGUAGACUAAUCUUACACAAAUCCAGCAAGAGAUGGCCGUAGGAAGAAAUGUCUAAACUUGAUUUGCUUGAUUAAGAACAGCAACUCCCAGGGUGAAGAAGGGAAGACAUGAUUUCAAUGCAUCCAAGACGGAAGGAGCACAGAGAGCUGAAUUGGAAUCCGGAGGUAAACAAGUCCAUUCUUCGGAAUAAGCACCUUCAAGAUUUGAAGGCAGAUGUGACAUUCGUAGACUUUAAGGAUCCCUCAUGCUAUGGCAGUCUUUCCCACCUAGUUCCGGAGUGUUGUCAUUGUUAUUUUCGACCGCAUGACUUUGGUGGCUUUUUACCUGUGCCUAGGAAUGAAGCAAACUUCCCCUACUGGGUUCCUCGGUCUCUGAGAUCCCAAAAGCCGGUCCACAGAAAAGUCAGAUUCUCUGUCCCAGAAAAUCUCAAGACCUGUACCUGUCCUUGUCACAGUUUUGGGGGCCACCUUCCUGUCCCAAGAGAGUUUGCUCCAUUCCCUUAUUGGGUGCCUCAAUCAAUCAGGCUUCUGGGGAAGAUAAAAAAGAACUCAGCAAGUCCCAUGUGGACCAAAGGCAAUUUCUACGUUGAUAACCAGUUGUAUUACCACUAUAAGCAUUGGCGAGUCUGCUGUGAUGACAUUCAGCUGUCUAAGUGGCAAAAGAUCCAAGCUAUUAUACCUCAACCAAUCACUUCUUGGGCCAUAGUUGAGGAGGAGGAAUGUGUGGUGCCUUUUGUUUCCCCUUGGGUUUUCUUCAGCUGUUUCUAUAAUCUCAUGACAGCUUUGAUCUCAGCCCUUCGUGGGAGAGCCACAAACAACUCUGUGAAAAUCAUAGAGGACAUCGUCCCCGAAAUGAGGUCCCUUGAGGAGAGGAAAGAAGUGAGUGAGACGGAGGAGCUAAAAGAAAUGAGAGCCAAAGAGAAGGAGAAAAGGAAAGAGGAGAGGAUUCGAGUUAUGAGAAUCCUUGCAACAUCCGCUGGAGACUGCAAGAGGGAAGAGGAAGCCAAGAUGGAACAGCUGUUUCAGACAGAUGAUGAGUUUGAACACUAUGACCCGGAGGACAUAAAUGGGACCUUUAUUAGAAGCAAGAAGAAGGCAUCUGGCAUGGACAAUGAAAGGAAGGAAAGUAAGAGAAAAGAGGGUCUUACUUCAGGGAUCCAAGGAGUUGCAUCUGAAUGCCUCCCCCACUUCCAUGGCUGUUGGCGGGUUUGCUCAGAAGGGUCAAGACUAGAUAUGCUGCUGAACCUCCAGUCCCAGUUCCGGGAUGAGGCCUCCAAGAGACCGUACAUGCUCUAUAAGCAGCCUGAUGAGGAGAGGACCCUGCCUGUGUUUGUCCUUGGCAUCGUUCUGGGCUCCAUUCGCUCGGUGGCCUCAGCUAUGCGGUGGGUGGCUCCAGCUUCUCCAGGGAUUCCCCUGCAAGCUCCAGGAGAUGGCCAGUCAUCAUUGGCACUUCCUUUUGUGCCUGAAUUUGGAGUGGGGAAGAAGAGUUUGCUCAGCAAAAGGACCUUGCUUCCUAACUCUGCGAGACAGAUUAGACUUGUUUUACUUGUUACUAGAGAGCAAAGUGAGCAGCAAUGGGUAGGAAUGACAGAUAAUAUAGAUAGAUUAGAAGAUAGACAGAAGACACAGGUAGACAGAAAGGUGGAUAAACAGAAAAAAAAGACACAGGUAGACAAAUCAAUGGAUAGAUGAAUAGAUAGAUAAAUAGAUGAACAUUAAGACAGACAGGAGGAUCGAAAUAUAUGUUCAAAAAGACAAACAGACUGGUAGAGAGAUCGAUAGAUGGAUGAAUAGAUAGAUAAAUAGAUGAACCUGAAGAUAGAUAGACAGAUAGAUAGAUAGACUUAGAUAGACAAAAAAAAAAGCAGACAGAAAGAAAGAGAUAAAUAGGUAAGUGCUUACUCAACAGAUACUAUGCUAAGGGCUAGGGAUAUAAAUAUAAUCAAACAAAUAUUUGUCCUGAAGAAGCUUACAUUCUAACAGCUUACAGAUAGCACACAAAGGGGGAAUUGGUAGAGGGGUGAGGAGGAAGAGUACCCAGAGUACCUGAACAUGGGGAACUAUGCAAGAGGAGAAAAGGGAUGAAGAUUCUGGAGAGAAUCCAGAUGUGAGUGAUCUGAAGCAUAGGUGGAGCCUUUGGAGAGGGAGAAAUAGGGUUUGGUUUAAUAUAAUGGAAAAAAAAAGCUAAUCUUAGGUCUCACUGAGAAAAGAAAAGUAUCUGUAAUAACAGAAUUAUAGUUUAUCUGGGCUCUAUCCUUGUCAAAACCACCUGGACUAGUGUUCAGUCUUAGAAGCCCCAUUUUUGAAAGGAUGUUGACAUUACAGGAAGUCUAGAAGGUAGUCACUAAGUAGGAGAGAUGGAAUGUCAUUGAAGGAAGACUGCAGGAAUGGGGAGGGGGUGUUAGAAGAUCUGGGUUCAAAUUUCACCUCUAUUAUUUACUUCCUGUGAUAUGAGGUCUUUCAGCCAGUGGAUGAAUUUCUUAACCUCUCUGGGCCUUAAUUUCUUUAAUUGUAAAAUGAGGAAAUUGAACUGGAUGACCUCUAAGCCAGGGUAUGGUUGAUGGACUCCAGUGUGCAGAAAUGUGAAGCAGAUGAAAGUUUUGAGUUCUUUCAUUAGAAUGUGAGCUCCCUGACAGCAGAGACUGUUUUGAUUUUUCUUUAUACUCCCAGCACUUAGCUCAGUGCCUGGCACACAGUAGGCACUUAAAAACAAAACUUUAAAAAACCUUUAACCUUCCAUUUUAGAACCACAAUAUUGUGUAUUGGUUCCAAGGUAGAAGAGCAAUAAGAGCUAGGCAUUGGAGGUUAAAUGACUUGCCCAGGGUCACAUAGCUAGGAAGUGUCUGAGGCCAAAUUUGAACCCAAGACUUCCCAUCUCUAUCCCUGACUCUCUAUCCAUUGGGCCACCUAGCCACCUAGCCCCCUCCCCUACCGGCAUUUAAUCUAGUGCCAUUGGAGCAGUGUUGCUUGUCUUAAGCAUCCCUGGUCAUCUUUUUUGAUGUCAGGUAGGGUCAAAGAUAACCUCAUAGUAAUGAAUAUGGGAAGUAGUAUUGAAGUUAGAAAGAGGAAUAGAUUUAGGGGGAAAGAAGAUAAGCUUGAUUUUGGACAUGAUGAAUUUGUGGUGGUGAUGGAGCAUCCAUGUGGAGUUGUCUUGUAGGCCAUUGAGAAUAUGAAUCUGGAGUUCAGAAGGACUCAGAACUCCAAACAUGUAUGGGAAUUGCUUACAUAGUGGUGGUAAUCGAAGCCAUGGGAAUGCGUGAAAUAGCCCAGGAGGAGAUUGCAGAGAGAAUAAAUAAACAAAAGUUAAGUAGGCCCUAAUUUCCUUUGUUGUUGUUUACUCAAAUAGGAGUAUCCUACUCCUUAUGAUCUUAUAUGGAGUUUUCUUGGCAAAAGACUGGAGGGGUUUGCCAUUUCCUUCUCCAGCUCAUUUUACAGACGAGGAAACUGAGGCAAGCUGGGCAAAGUGACUUGCCCAGGGACACAUAGGUAAUAAGCAUCUGAGUUUGGAUUUGAACCCAUGUCUUCCUGACUCCAGAGUUGGCACUCUGUCCACUGCAAUACUUAACUGCCUCCAGGUGGUGUUCCAAAAGUUUGUUUAUAAAUUAAUUGUUCCAUACUUAAAAGACAUUUUUUCCCCAUAGGGCCAAAUGGAUUUCACUGGGGAGCUGGGUCUAUAAUGGGUAGAUAAAGUCUUACAGAAUUGUCUGAGGGUCUGAGAAUGAAUGACUCAGCCAUAGUCACUUUGCUAGUAAAUGUCACUUAAUUCAGGCCUUCCUGAUUCCAAGUAAAAUCUCUUUCUAGUACUUGAAGCUUCGUUCUCUGUCUCUGUCUCUGUCUCUGUCCCUGUCUCUCAGAUAACGCUUUGGAUAAAUGGUGGUUAGGUUCCCAGGUUAAGCUCACAGAAGCUGAUUUAAUUCAAAAUGGAACCCAGAGGCAGUGUGGAUAGGGAGCCAGAUUUAGAGUUGGGACCACCUAGGUUGAAGCUCCUCUGUGUGACCCUGGGAAAGUUACCUAACCAUUUCUACAUCUUCAGACAGAUCUCUUAAGAUGCCUUAUCUGCCUUAUGAAUGGAAGUUUCAGGGGAAAGUCUCUCCCUGCUUCCAGACUUCUCCCUGCUUUUGGAUGCAUGCCUCUUUGUGGAUCUUGUUUGUUUGUUUCGACUUAAUUUCUUUGUAUAAAAAUGUGAUUGAAGAGAUAAAGGUCCCUAGGGUGAUUUGUCUCUGCCUGAUCCCUCUGAAAGGAAGGUCCUGUAAAAUAGGGAAUUUCUUCCCACCCCCCACUGCCCACCCCACAUCCCUCAUCCUUGUUCUAUGGUGUAUGCCUCUUUACCAGCCUUUUUAGUUUAGUUUUUUUUUUUAGCCCUUUCCUCCUCUUCCCUAAUGUGUUCUAGUUUCUACAGGAACAUUUCUAUCUCUAUCACCUCCUUUUAUAGAUGAAGAAACUGAGGCUCAUGGAAAUUGAGAUGUUCUUGAAGUCACAUGAGUGGGCAAGUCACUUAUCUUCUGUCUGCCUUAGUUUCCUCAACUAUAAUAUGAAGGUAAUAAUAGCACCUACCUCCCAGGCUGGUUGUGAGAAUCAAAUGAGAUAGUAAUUGUAAAGUACUUUGUGAAUUGCUUGGCACAUAGUAGGUGCUAUAUAUAAAUGCUAGCAAUGAUGAUGAUGAGGAGGAUGGUACUGGUGAUAGGGAGCCAUUAGAGUUUAUUGGAUGAUGGCAGCAGCAAAAUGGGGUUGCUUAUCUUCAGAAGAUAUACUGUACCUGGGUUCAGUAGUAGUGAAUAGUUAGGUGGGAUCAAUGCUGCUGUACAGACAUUAAGAAUGCUGAUCUUGGGAAAUGUUCACUGAGUAAUAUGUAGCAGAGAUGAUGAAUGCAUAGCUGGGUAAGACAGCAAAGUAUGUUAUUUUUAUUUUUUAUUUUAAAAAAGUCCUUACCUUUCAGCUUAGAAUCAAUACUGUGUAUUGGUUCCAAGACAGAAGAACGGUAAGGGUUAGGCAGAUGCAAUUAAAUGACUUGCCCAAGGUUGAUAGGAAGUGUCUGAGGCCAGAUUUCAAGUCAGGGUGUCCAAUCUCUAGGGUUGAUUCUCAAUUCACUGAGCCACCUAGCUGUCCCCUGUUAGCUUUGUUUUAAUGAUCCAGUGCCUGCUGCACGUUCCCUCUGUGUCUUUUCCAUAUGGUCCUGACUUCUAACUCUUUGGGAGGGACAUUUGGGAAUCCUUUGAUGUUGAAGUAUUCCCUGGCUAGUGAAUGGACAAAUUCCCAGAUCUGGGCCUAUGGUUGAGUCCUGUGCUGCUCUGACAAGAGAACAUCAAAGGAGGGAAAGAUCUGAGUGAUACCUGUGUCUUGGAUUCAUUUUAUUGUUCUGUGCCUGACACUUUCUGAUUGAGCUCAAUUCCCCCAACCCUAGACAAAAGGGAUCAUGGUUGUGGGUGGUGACUUUGAUGAAACCGUGAACUUGUAUCUUGUACUAAAAUUUCCAGACCAUUAAUUGUCUCUUGCAAUGACCCCAUCUUGUCUUUCUUAUAGCAAUAAUCAUGAGACAGCACAGUCAGGUAAAUCAUAGAAAUUUCAAGUUGGGGAUCUCACUUAUUAAGAUGUCUCAGAUUCCUAAUAAGUCUAGAGAAAAGAGAUUAGACAAAGGGCUAUGGUUUUGGAGAGGAAAGGGGUGUAGUUGCCAUUGCUUCCUGAACCUGAGGGAAUUCAGUAGGAAUGACUUACUUAAAUUUAACUAAAUAAAAAUAUCGGGAAUGUACAAAGUAGAAUGCCAAAGACACAAUUUGACAU
Messenger RNA from Monodelphis domestica (gray short-tailed opossum), 6001 nucleotides. It is a transcript of the gene C1H16orf95, whose product is annotated as chromosome 1 C16orf95 homolog. The record is from RefSeq and is a predicted model, not a curated record. Lineage: Eukaryota; Metazoa; Chordata; Mammalia; Didelphimorphia; Didelphidae.